GCCAGAUCAGUGACUCUUGAAGGUAUUGAAAAUCUGAAGACUAACAUAGCCGUGAUUCAGUGCAACCUUGAGAAGAUAUUUCCUCCCUCAUUUUUUGAUGUUAUGGAGCAUCUUGUUAUUCACCUGGCAAGAGAAUUGGAACUUGGUGGUCCUGUGCAGUAUAGAUGGAUGUAUCUGUAUGAGCAUCUUGUAAUAGGUGUCUGCUGGUUUGGCCAGAGGUGAAACAUUUGACGAUUGGAUACGCGAGAUGGUGGUUGGACCAAACUAUGUUGUGAAGUCAUAUCCGAGAUUUUGUACUCGAGGAUAUGCAUUCACAACUGAAAAGACGAAACGUUCGCGUACGACCUAUGAUGCUGGCGUUUGUUCUGCAUCGGGAGAUGAUGUAUACUACGGACACAUACAUGAGAUUUUGGAAAUCAAGUAUUUAGGCCUGCUUGGAUUGCGCUGUACUGUUUUCUAUUGUGAUUGGCACGACAUCACUCCAGAUCGAGGUGUGAGAACAGAUGCAUUUGGUGUUACAUCAGUUAAUUCGAGACGAAAGCUGCAAUAUUAUGAUCCUUUCAUUCUUGCUUCUCAGGCCGAUCAGGUUUGUUAUAUCAAGUACCCCCGGAUAAGGAACAGAGAUGAUCCAUGGGUUACUGUUACCAGACUCAACCCGAGAGGCCGAGUUCAGGGGAGUUCUGAGCUGGAAGACCCACUACAACCAAUCACAUCCAGUAACUUAAGUGCAGAAGAAGACGUAGCAGGAGUUGGCCUUGUAGUAGAUUUCACCGACUUCGCAGAGGAAGCCGUCGUUCACGCACAGGAUGAACCAGUUAUUGGAGAGUUUCACCAAGAUCCAGAUUCAGAUUCAUCUGCUGAUGAUGAGUCGGAAUCAGAGUAGUUUUUUUUUUUUUUUUUUUUUUACUAAUUUCGAGGAAAUUUCGAGGGAAGUUAGGGUUUCCUCGAAAUUUCCUCGGAAUUACCCUUAACGGUUUAGGGGUUUGAUAAAAAUUACCUAGAUCCUCGAAAUUUCCUCGAAAUAUUCCGAGGAAAUUUCGACGACAAAGAUAAUUUUAGGAGUUUGAUUUAAAACACCUUUUUUCGUCGAAAUACCCUCGAAAUUUUUUGGUGUUCCUCGAAAUUCCGUCGAAAUAUUUCGAGGGAAUUUCGAGGACCUAGCCAAUUUUUUGGUGUUCCUCGAAAUUCCGUCGAAAUAUUUCGACGGAAUUUCGAGGAACAGGGGGUUUUAAACCGAAAACAACGUUUUGCGGAUUGAAUAACACGUAUAUAACCUUCAUUAAGUGUCUUAGCCAGAUUAUAAAGUCCAACUUUAGGGUUUUAACCCGAAAACAAUGUUUUGCGGAUUGAGACGAAAACCACACAACAUAAGAUAAACACUUAUACGUUUUAAUAAACGUUAAAGGAAAUACUUACAAUAAUUUUUGUAAUUGUGUUAUUUCAUUAUUUAUGAUCAUCUAUACAAAGAAACCUCAUUAUUAUGAAUUACAUUCGUAUAAGAAAUGACAUAGGGAAAAAAAUCGAUGUUUUCAAAACCCCAAACCCUAUUUCCUCGAAAUUUCCUCACAAUAUUGUGAGGAAAUUUCGAGGAAUGGUUUCCUCGGACUGUUUUUCAUUAACCAGGAAA
Messenger RNA from Raphanus sativus (radish), 1627 nucleotides. RefSeq lists its product as uncharacterized. Lineage: Eukaryota; Viridiplantae; Streptophyta; Magnoliopsida; Brassicales; Brassicaceae. Bases 248 to 883 code for a protein of 211 amino acids. The transcript is spliced from 2 exons. The record is from RefSeq and is a predicted model, not a curated record.